AUGGACGAUUUCGAAGAUUUUGAGAUUACUCAAGACAUCUUAACUCAGAUCGAAAAUAUAGAAAUCAAUCUUCUCGACAAAACUUUAAGCCUAAAUUCUGAUGAAGAAAAUAUUCAACCCCUCCGAUCGAAUAAGAGGCGCCUGCGGAUCCUGUCAACAAGUGAAGGUAGUGAUGCUGAAAAAGGUCGCGCUAUCCAAGAUUUAGAAAGUAGUUCAUCAUCUAAGUGGACAGAACCCAGAGGUAAUCAACGCAAUGUUGAUUCCUUUCACUGA
Messenger RNA from Parnassius apollo (apollo), 273 nucleotides. Lineage: Eukaryota; Metazoa; Arthropoda; Insecta; Lepidoptera; Papilionidae. The record is from the annotation of a GenBank genome assembly.